GGGGCCGCCAGGUAGACCGAAAUUUCCCAUUUGUGAAAAAAAACCAUCGGUCGAUUAUAAAGGGAAUCGCUGAAGUAUUACUGGAGCGGACCCCCUCUUAUGCAGUCAGUGGGCAUCAUCUUAUGAAAAUAUCUGGAUCCGCCACUGUUACAUCAUCAUGCAUAGGUGAAACAAACAAGCACAGUUGAAACAAAUAAGCUACCAGUAUGAUCUCACACCCUAUCAAUGAACCUGGAUUUGCAGCUAUAAUACAUGACCCAGUCGUACAAACUGUCACGCACCCAUCUGUUGCUCAUAUAGGCCACAAUUUGGUUGCACCUAGUCAAGAACCGAUUUUUCCUGUGAGAACAUUCCGGAUUCUUGGAGGAUCUCAGAUUGUUCUAGCUAUUGUUUGUAUGGUUCACAGCUUCAUUGGUGUAAUUCUAGAUGCCAUUGAAAUGAACCGGAACUGUCGUCACUCAUACAAAAGUUACUAUGGUGUGCAUGAUCCCUGGUUCUGGCAGUGCUGGAUAUGGAGAAGAUACACAGAACCUUUGCUUGCAUUUGAUCUUACUUGUCUGAUAUGCUCAGGAUGGUUUUUAUUCACCGGAUUCUUUCCCAUUUGUAUGUCACGAAAGAAAAUAAAUAACUGGAAAAACCUGAAAAUUGCCUUUAUGGUAUGUAGUAUUAUUGGAUCGGCUCUAUUUGUCCCAAUCAUAUUCAGUCUUGGAGUCAUUGGAGCCAUUUACCGAGAAUUCCACAAUGGAAAAGUAGUAGUGUUGUCAGCCUUUUUGACCAUAUUUUCUGCUGCUCAGUUUGUUGUGGGCAUACUUUCAGCGUCUUAUUGCUGUUGUUGUUCUCCAUGGGAAGUUUCAGAACCCACCGUGAUUUACUUCAGUUCUAAUCAGCAAGGAAGGAUAAUGAGUUCUUCACAAACUCAUAUACCCGGGAAUGACAUAAACACUGAACAGUUCCAGAGGCAAUCAGAGUACAGCCGGGCAUCCCAGUAUGAGGUUACGGAGCACUAUGACCAAGGAGGAGAUAACUUUAAAUCACAACAUAUGACCUAUGAUGACCCUCCCCCAUCUUACAAAGAGUAAUAUGUUUUUUUA
Molecule: messenger RNA, 1091 nt
Organism: Mytilus trossulus (common blue mussel)
Lineage: Eukaryota; Metazoa; Mollusca; Bivalvia; Mytilida; Mytilidae
Exons: 6
Coding region: 207-1079 (290 amino acids)
Source: RefSeq, a predicted model, not a curated record